CGUUGGACGACAGUCUUCGGUCCGACAUCUCCAGCAACAUGAGUCUAAUCAAAGAUAAAGUCUUGUACUCCAAAAUCCCCGUCACUCAAAAUGAGCUUCCGGAUUUCACCAAGAAUUCCGUUUUAAGUCUCUUGUUUGCAAGAGUUCGGAAGCAAAUCCAGGAGAAGGGCGAUUUUCUGUGGUUAUUGAAUGCCGACCUAGGAAUUCAGGACAAACCCGAGGAUGAUGUUGGUUUCGACAAACGGAUGGCCUCCGAUAUCGAGCCCUUGUCCCAAAAAAUGGCCAAAGCCAUGAAGUCUCUCGGAUUCAAAGCCAAGGAUGUCACCCAUUUGGCUCUACCAAACAACACCGAAUUCUUUAUUCCGGUCUUUGGAACGUUCAUUUGUCAAGGGACAGUCUCGUUAGGAGAUCCUGACGUGAAGUCAGAGUUGAUGCGAUAUCAGCUUAAAGAAGCUGGCGCCAAAUUCGUAUUUUGCACCGCCAGCAACUUGGAGCGCGUGAAAGAGGCCGCGCAAGGUAUGGAUAUCAAGAUCGUUGUUGUGAGAGAUCACAAGUCCCACGGCGAGGGUAUCUACAGCUAUUCCAAAUUGUUGGAGGAGGCAGACGAUGGCAAGAAUCAUGAAGAGGAUGCUUAUCCAAUUUUGGAUUUGACUGCCAGGUCAACCAUUAUUUGGUCGUCUGGAACCACGGGACAACCCAAAGGGAUCGAGCAAAGCAACAAGAUGCUCGUAAGCUGGCUAUUCACCACCAAGUUGCCCAUGGUAACGGACAAGAUUAUUCAAACCACGUGCUUCUUUCAUGGCGGCGGGUUUGGCAUGCCCAUUUACGCUGUGGCCGACGGAAUGACCUCCAUUUUCUUUCCCAACCAUGCUUUGGAAGAACGCAUUGAAAAGAUCCACGAGGCAGUCCACAAAUUCAAGGCCAAAAGCAUGGUCGGUGGAUCACAUCACGCCAUUCGCUUGGCCAACAUUCCCAAAGCCCGAUCUGAUUUAGACCUUAGUUCUUUGAUGAUUAUGGCGCCAAUGGGUUCCAAUGUCCCCGAAGAUACUCAGGAGAACCUGGUUCGCACUUUCCCCAAUAUCAAACAGAUGUUCAACUUCUACUCCAUGACUGAGUUUGGCGCGUUGGUGUCCCUCUCUACCACGCCCAAGAAUUUGGGUGUGGUGGCCCCUCGGAGUCAGGUCCAAGUUAUAAAUCCAGAGACCCAAGAGCCCUUGGGACCCAAUCAAAGCGGGGAAAUCCUAGCCAAGGGUCCAAGUUUGAUGAUGGGAUACCUCAACCGACCUGAGGAGACUGCAGCGUGCUUCACUCCCGAGGGUUACAUUCGUACCGGAGAUAAGGGCCAUUAUGACGAGAACGGCAUUCUCUACUUCGAUGGUCGAUUGAAGGAUCUAAUCAAAUUUGAGAACAAGCAUCUGUAUCCCCUCGAGAUUGAAAAAGUUAUUAUCAAGCAUCCCGGUGUGGACGACGUGGCAGUCUUCGGAAAACCGGAUCCACUUCAUCAAGAACUAAUUACGGCCGUGGUGGUCAAAGCUCCUGGCUCGGAUGUGACCGAGGAGGAUAUUAUCAAAAUGGUGGCCGAGAACCUGGACGAUUUCAAACAUCUUCGCGGGGGUGUCAUAUUUGCAGAGUCCUUGCCCCGGAACACUGUGGGCAAAAUCCUGCGACAAAAACUCAAGGAACUGUAUGGUUGAAAAUGUUCCAAGCACGAUUUAUGUAUACCAACUAUUUAAAUACUAGAUUUUAACAUUGAACGUAAUAGAUCAUAUUUUUUCCCGUU
Tigriopus californicus is the source of this 1780-nucleotide messenger RNA. Its product is annotated as luciferin 4-monooxygenase-like. Lineage: Eukaryota; Metazoa; Arthropoda; Copepoda; Harpacticoida; Harpacticidae. The record is from RefSeq and is a predicted model, not a curated record. The transcript has 2 exons. Gene Ontology annotation, molecular function: CoA-ligase activity. The coding region runs from base 39 to 1694 and encodes 551 amino acids.